Molecule: messenger RNA, 1169 nt
Organism: Prionailurus viverrinus (fishing cat)
Lineage: Eukaryota; Metazoa; Chordata; Mammalia; Carnivora; Felidae
Gene: HSD17B1
Product: hydroxysteroid 17-beta dehydrogenase 1
Exons: 6
Coding region: 197-1156 (319 amino acids)
Biological process (GO): estrogen biosynthetic process
Cellular component (GO): cytoplasm
Molecular function (GO): estradiol 17-beta-dehydrogenase [NAD(P)+] activity
Source: RefSeq, a predicted model, not a curated record
GGAGUGGCCUCAGCUCUGCUUUGACCAAGAUAAAAGGUGGGGAGAGCAGGCCCCAGACUGGCGGGAGGGCUCAGCCUUGAGAUUAUGCUGGAGACACAACAAGGGGUGGGCAUGCCCUAGGCGGGUCAGAGCAGGGGCUCUCGAGCUCAGAGACCCAAGCCUUGCAUUCCCGGCGCCCCUCCGAGCUCCUCUCCCCAUGGACCGCACUGUGGUGCUCAUCACGGGCUGCUCCUCUGGCAUCGGCCUGCACCUGGCUCUGCGUCUGGCAUCCGACCCCUCCCGGAGAUUCAAAGAUCCUUGUCUUCUCCCUGAACCUCCAGUGUAUGCCACGCUGCGGGACCUGAGGGCGCAGGGCCCGCUGCGGGAGGCGGCCCAGUCCCGAGGGUGCCCUCCUGGCUCCCUGGAGAUGUUGCAGCUGGAUGUGAGGGACGCAGAUUCCGUGGCCGCUGCCCGGGCACGCGUGACCGAGGGCCGCGUGGACGUGCUGGUGUGUAAUGCGGGCCGGGGCCUGCUCGGGCCGCUGGAGGUGCAGGAGGCUGGCGCCGUCGGGUCUGUGCUGGACGUGAACGUGGCAGGGACGGUGCGGACACUGCAGGCCUUCCUGCCGGACAUGAAGCGCCGCCGCUCGGGACGCGUAUUGGUGACGGGGAGCAUGGGUGGCUUGAUGGGGCUGCCAUUCAACGCCGUUUACUGCGCCAGCAAGUUUGCGAUCGAAGGUCUAUGCGAGAGUUUGGCGGUUCUGCUGCCGCCCUUCGGGGUCCACGUGAGCCUCAUCGAGUGCGGCCCGGUGCGCACCGCCUUCCAGGAGAAGCUGGAGGGCGGCCCGGGCGGAGCGCUGGACGGCGCGGACGCCGAGACCCGCGACCUCUUCUCCCGCUACCAGCGCCAUCUGGAGCGGAUCUUCCACGAGGCGGCGCAGGACCCGGAGGAGGUGACCGAGGUCUUCCUCGCCGCGCUGCGCGCCCCACGCCCCGCGCUGCGCUACUUCAGCACGGAACGCUUCCUGCCCCUGGUGCGCAUGCGUCUCACCGACCCCAGCGGCCGCAGCUACGUCGCCGCCAUGCACCGCGCGGUGUUCGCCGACGACCCCGCCGAGGAGUCCGCUGCCGACCUGCGCGGCCCCGCGCUCGGCGCUCCUUCCGCCACCCCGCAAUAAAGGCUUGGCCCGC